AUGUCCGAGGACUUGGACUCGAUCAGCGAGGAAGAACGAAGCUUGUUCCGACCUUUUACACGCGAGUCACUUGCCGCUAUCGAAGCCCGCAUAGCUGAGGAGCAUGCUAAGCAAAAGGAACUCGAGAAGAAGCGAGCGGAAGGCGAGAACGAUUUGGGGCGGACGAAAAAGAAAAAAGAAGUGCGUUAUGAUGACGAGGACGAGGAUGAAGGUCCUCAGCCAGACGCCACCCUGGAGCAGGGCCUCCCACUGCCGGUGCGAAUGCAGGGUUCCUUUCCUCUGGAGCUCGCUUCGACACCACUCGAGGACAUCGAUCCUUUCUACCACAACCAGACAACAUUCGUAGUGAUAAGCAAGGGCAAAGAUAUCUUCAGAUUUUCGGCAACCGACGCUUUAUGGAUACUGGAUCCUUUUAACCCCAUAAGAAGAGUGGCAAUAUACAUAUUGGUUCACCCGCUAUUCUCUCUGUUCAUUAUAACAACGAUAUUAGUCAACUGUAUAUUAAUGAUAAUGCCUACCACGCCCACAGUCGAAAGUACUGAAGUUAUCUUUACCGGGAUCUACACGUUUGAAUCGGCGGUGAAAGUAAUGGCCAGGGGUUUUAUACUACAGCCAUUCACAUACCUUAGAGAUGCAUGGAAUUGGCUUGACUUCGUAGUUAUAGCUUUAGCUUAUGUGACGAUGGGCAUAGAUCUCGGCAACUUGGCCGCGCUCAGAACGUUCAGAGUUUUGCGAGCGUUGAAGACUGUGGCCAUCGUACCGGGAUUGAAGACUAUCGUGGGAGCGGUAAUAGAGUCGGUGAAAAAUCUGCGCGACGUGAUCAUAUUGACUAUGUUCUCGCUAUCUGUAUUUGCGCUAAUGGGUCUGCAAAUAUACAUGGGGGUAUUGACACAGAAAUGCAUCAAAGUAUUCCCGGAGGACGGCAGCUGGGGCAACCUUACCGAUGAGAACUGGGAGAGAUUCUGUCAGAACGAAACGAACUGGUACGAAGAAGGUGGGGAAUAUCCGUUGUGUGGAAAUUCAUCAGGGGCAGGACAAUGUGAGCCUGGUUACGUGUGUCUGCAAGGAUAUGGUCCAAAUCCCAACUACGGCUACACAAGUUUCGACACCUUUGGUUGGGCUUUCUUGUCCGCUUUCCGGCUCAUGACUCAGGACUACUGGGAGAAUCUGUAUCAAUUGGUUUUACGGUCAGCCGGCUCUUGGCACGUUUUGUUCUUCGUAGUUAUCAUCUUCUUGGGCUCAUUCUAUCUCGUCAACCUGAUCUUGGCCAUCGUCGCCAUGUCGUACGAUGAGUUACAGAAAAAAGCGGAGGAAGAAGAGCAGGCCGAAGAAGAAGCGCUCAGAGAAGCCGAGCAAAAGGCAGCGGCGAGGGCGGACAAGCAGGAGGCGAGGGAGGCGCACGCUCGGGAGCAGGCCGCGGCGGCGGAGGCGGCCGCGUACGCUGAGGCGCACCCCGCCAAGUCGCCCAGCGACUUCUCCUGCCAAAGCUACGAGCUGUUCGUGAACCAGGAGCGCGGGAACCAGGACGACAAUACGCGCGAGCGCAUGUCCCUCCGUAGCGACCCCUUCCAGGACUCGGUGAGCACUCAGCCCGCGCACAAGCCCACCGCCGAACCGCACCACGAACCGGCACGCCGCCAGAGGAAGGUCAGCAUGGUUCCCCACCCUGAACGCAUAAAUAAAUACGGGCAGUUACCGUAUGGGCCACUGCGGGAGGGCUCACAGGCAUCAUUAUCUCUACCCGGAUCGCCGUUCAAUUUGCGUCGGGGCUCACGGGGCUCGCACCAGAUGGCACUUAGGCCGAAUGGAAGGUCCCGCUACCCACCUGGGGCCGAUCGGAAACCUCUCGUGCUAUCAACGUAUCUCGACGCACAGGAGCACCUUCCGUACGCCGACGACUCCAACGCUGUUACACCUAUGUCCGAGGAAAAUGGUGCUAUUAUAAUACCAGUUUAUUACGCUAAUUUAGGCUCAAGGCAUUCCUCGUAUACAUCACAUCAGUCAAGACUGUCUUACACGUCCCACGGUGAUUUGCUCGGGGGUAAGGCCCAGACUAAAGAGGCUCGUCUCAGGAACCGAUCGGCGUCCAGGAAUCACAGCGUCACGUCUCAGCCGCACGCCUACGCUUUACCACGGCCUGAUUCCUCGAUCGCUUCACGGCCAGUUAGAGAAUAUGACAUGAGCACAACAGAGAGCACCGAUGAAGCGGGAAAAGUGUUGAAGCAAUCUAACGACAAUCCAUUCAUUGAAUCGUCACAGCAGCCCAACGUUGUUGAUAUGAGAGCGGAAGACGAUGAGGAUGGGCCUACAUUUAAAGAGAGACUCCUCGAGUGCCUUAUGAAAGGGAUAGACUUCUUCUGCGUGUGGGACUGCUGUUGGUUGUGGCUCGAGUUUCAGAAGUACGUCGCUCUGUUGGUAUUUGAUCCCUUCGUCGAGCUGUUUAUCACUCUUUGCAUCGUCGUUAACACGCUGUUUAUGGCACUCGACCAUCAUGAUAUGGACAAGGACAUGGAAAAAGCCCUUAAGAGCGGAAAUUAUUUCUUCACUGCAACAUUCGGAAUAGAAGCCAUGUUAAAACUAAUAGCCAUGAGCCCAAAGUACUAUUUUCAAGAAGGAUGGAACAUUUUUGACUUUAUCAUCGUGGCCUUGUCAUUACUUGAAUUGGGACUGGAAGGUGUUCAGGGUUUGUCUGUUUUGCGUUCAUUUCGAUUGCUGCGUGUAUUUAAACUGGCUAAGUCUUGGCCGGCGCUAAACCUUAUAAUAUCCAUAAUGGGUAGGACCGUGGGCGCUUUAGGGAACUUGACCUUUGUACUUUGCAUCAUUAUAUUCAUAUUCGCGGUGAUGGGGAUGCAGUUAUUUGGGAAGAACUAUACAGAUUACGUGGACCGUUUCCCCGACGGUGACCUUCCCCGAUGGAAUUUUACGGACUUCAUGCACAGUUUCAUGAUUGUGUUCCGCGUACUGUGCGGGGAGUGGAUUGAAAGUAUGUGGGACUGCAUGUUGGUAGGUGACGUCUCAUGCAUUCCCUUCUUCUUGGCGACUGUUGUCAUCGGCAACCUUGUGGUACUCAACCUUUUCUUGGCCCUGUUACUGUCCAAUUUUGGCUCUUCGAGUCUGUCCACGCCUACUGCCGACCAGGACACGAACAAGAUCGCGGAAGCCUUCAACAGGAUAUCGAGAUUCAUAGACUGGGUUAAACGCACUGUUGCCGAUAUUCUUAAGCUCCUGAAGAACAAGCUCACAAACCAAAUAGCCAUACACGCGCCCGAGCGGGUCGACAACGAAUUGGAAUUAGGUGCCGACAUUGAAGACGGCGUCUUAUACAAGGACAAGAAAUUGAAGGAUCAAGUCGAAGUAGCAAUCGGCGAUGGAAUGGAGUUUACCAUACCAGGUGACAACAAAUAUAAGAAAGGAAAGAUAUUAAUCAAUAAUAUUAAUGCGAUAACAGACAAUCAUACAGAUAAUCGUAUCAAUUGUGAGCUGAACCAUCAUGGAUACCCAAUACAGGAUGAUGACACGAUUAGUCAAAAAUCCUAUGGGAGUCAUAAGAUAAGAUCUUUCAAGGAUGAAAGCCAUAAAGGAUCAGCGGACACGAUAGACGGAGAGGAGAAAAAAGACGCGAGCAAAGAGGAGCUAGGUUUGGAAGAAGAAAUGGUGGAAGAGGAAGAGGAUGGCAAAUUAGACGGCCUUGGGAAACAUGACAUUAUAGUGGCUGCUGAUGAAGACGUCGUUGACGACACUCCAGCCGACUGCUGUCCUGAGCCAUGCUAUCAGCGUUUCCCUUUCUUGGCUGGUGACGACGAAUCGCCUUUUUGGCAGGGUUGGGCAAUGCUCCGCUUAAAGACAUUCAGACUUAUAGAAAAUACGUAUUUUGAAACCGCUGUCAUAACAAUGAUCUUAUUGAGCAGCUUAGCUUUGGCUUUGGAAGACGUCCAUCUACCACACCGACCCAUUCUUCAAGAUAUCCUGUACUACAUGGACCGUAUAUUCACUGUCAUAUUCUUUAUUGAAAUGUUGAUAAAGUGGCUUGCGCUUGGUUUCCAGAAAUAUUUUACUAAUGCUUGGUGCUGGCUUGAUUUCAUCAUCGUUAUGGUCUCGCUUAUAAACUUCGUAGCGGCGCUUUGUGGCGCCGGUGGCAUUCAGGCGUUCAAAACGAUGCGAACGCUUCGCGCGCUACGUCCGCUCAGGGCAAUGAGCCGCAUGCAGGGCAUGAGGGUGGUAGUGAACGCGCUAGUGCAGGCUAUACCAUCCAUCUUCAACGUGCUACUUGUGUGUCUGAUAUUCUGGCUAAUCUUUGCGAUAAUGGGCGUACAACUUUUCGCUGGCAAAUAUUUUAAGUGCGUGGACCUAAACCAUACGACUUUGAGUCACGAGAUUAUACCGGAUAGGAACGCGUGCAUACUAGAGAAUUACACUUGGGAAAAUUCCCCUAUGAACUUCGAUCACGUUGGCAAGGCAUAUCUGUGCCUAUUCCAAGUGGCCACUUUCAAAGGAUGGAUACAGAUUAUGAACGACGCAAUAGACUCCCGAGAGGUGGGCCGACAACCGAUUAGAGAAACCAACAUUUACAUGUAUUUGUAUUUCGUUUUCUUCAUUAUAUUUGGCUCAUUCUUCACUCUGAAUCUGUUCAUCGGUGUGAUCAUCGACAACUUUAAUGAGCAGAAGAAGAAAGCUGGUGGUAGCUUGGAGAUGUUCAUGACUGAGGACCAGAAGAAAUAUUACAAUGCCAUGAAAAAGAUGGGCUCGAAGAAACCAUUGAAAGCGAUUCCGAGACCAAAGUGGAGACCGCAAGCGAUCGUGUUCGAGAUAGUGACGGAUAAGAAGUUCGACAUGAUUAUUAUGUUAUUUAUCGGUCUUAAUAUGCUGACUAUGACCCUGGACCAUUAUCAGCAGUCGGACACUUUCAGUGCCGUCCUCGACUACCUGAAUAUGAUUUUCAUUGUCAUAUUCAGCUCCGAGUGCCUUUUGAAGAUAUUCGCCUUGCGCUACCAUUACUUCGUUGAACCUUGGAACCUCUUUGACUUCGUCGUUGUCAUGUUCUCAAUUUUAAGUUUGGUUCUGAGUGAUAUUAUAGAGAAAUACUUUGUAUCCCCUACUCUUUUGAGAGUUGUAAGGGUAGCGAAGGUUGGUCGAGUGCUGCGACUUGUGAAGGGAGCCAAGGGUAUCCGGACGCUGCUAUUUGCCUUGGCUAUGUCCCUACCAGCUUUGUUCAACAUAUGUCUGCUCCUCUUUCUGGUCAUGUUCAUUUUUGCAAUAUUUGGAAUGUCAUUCUUCAUGCAUGUUAAAAACAAAGGUGGCCUUGACGAUGUUUACAACUUCAAGACUUUCGUGCAGAGUAUGAUCCUACUAUUUCAGAUGUCAACAUCCGCCGGCUGGGACGGUGUACUAGAUGGUAUCAUCAAUGAGGAAGAGUGCGAUUUACCAGACAAUGAACGUGGCUCUCCUGGAAACUGUGGUUCAGCCACAAUAGGCAUCACCUAUUUGCUGUCCUAUUUAGUAAUUUCUUUCCUCAUUGUCAUCAACAUGUACAUCGCCGUUAUCCUCGAAAAUUAUUCACAGGCGACAGAGGAUGUUCAAGAGGGCCUCACUGACGACGACUACGACAUGUACUACGAGAUAUGGCAGCGGUUCGAUCCCGAUGGUACUCAAUAUAUCCGAUACGACCAACUGUCAGAUUUCUUGGAUGUUCUCGAGCCGCCGUUGCAGAUUCACAAGCCGAAUAAGUACAAAAUAAUAUCCAUGGACAUACCAAUAUGUCGGGGCGACAUGAUGUUCUGCGUGGACAUUCUGGACGCUCUGACAAAGGACUUCUUCGCAAGAAAGGGCAAUCCAAUCGAGGAGACGGGAGACUUGGAGGUCGGGCGGCCGGAUGAAGCUGGAUACGAGCCGGUAUCGUCCACGUUGUGGCGGCAACGCGAGGAGUACUGCGCGAGGCUGAUUCAGCACGCGUGGCGCAGGCACCGGCGAGCGCACGACGAGCCGGAGAUCGGGGGCGAUGGGAGCGUGGGCGGCGCGGGCAGCGACGGCGGCGCGGGGGGAGACGGUAGCGUGGGGGGCGAGGGUGCCCCUACGGCGGUGCUGUUGGACGGCGUGACUGGCAACGGGCACCGCGUGGUGCUGCAGGCGGGCGGUGCGGCACCGCGACCGCCGGAGCCCGCGCCGCCGCCCGCGCCCGUC
Iphiclides podalirius (scarce swallowtail) is the source of this 6177-nucleotide messenger RNA. The record is from the annotation of a GenBank genome assembly. NCBI's taxonomy places the organism in Eukaryota, Metazoa, Arthropoda, Insecta, Lepidoptera, Papilionidae.